Phragmites australis (common reed) is the source of this 1932-nucleotide messenger RNA. Its product is annotated as CBL-interacting protein kinase 17-like. NCBI's taxonomy places the organism in Eukaryota, Viridiplantae, Streptophyta, Magnoliopsida, Poales, Poaceae. Gene Ontology annotation, biological process: protein phosphorylation; signal transduction. The record is from RefSeq and is a predicted model, not a curated record. Gene Ontology annotation, molecular function: ATP binding; protein kinase activity. The coding region runs from base 283 to 1722 and encodes 479 amino acids. The transcript has 13 exons.
AGAAGAGAGUGGCAACUACAAAUACCAGUCUCCAUUUUAGAGAGAGAGAGAGAGCACCAGUGAAGGGAAGAAGAGAGUGGCAGCUACAAAUACCAGUCUCCAUUUCCCAAACCCCCUCCCUCCCUCCCUCCCUCUUCUCCGCUGCGCCAGAUUCGAAUCGAGAGGAAAAGUCCAGCAAGUGGAUAGGAUAGGGACACUCACCGUCAGGUCUUGAGACCACAAGAAUCUCGAGCGCGUCGUGCACCCGCCGCCGCCGGCCGUCAUCUCGGGAACUGCUUCCUAAUGGUGAGCGGCGGCAGGAGCGGCGCGGGGGAGGGAGAGAAGGGGCGGGAGGGAUCGGGGCACGGCGCGCGGGGAGGCGGGGCGCUGCUGAGCGCGUACGAGAUCGGGCGGACGGUCGGGGAGGGCAACUUCGGGAAGGUGAAGCAGGCGCGCCACCGCGGCACCGGCGCCCACUUCGCCGUCAAGAUCCUCGACCGCGCCAAGAUCCUCUCCCUCCGUAUCGACGACCAGAUACGGCGGGAGAUCGCGACGCUGAAGCUGCUCAAGCACCCCAACGUCGUCCGCUUGCACGAGGUUGCUGCUAGCAAAACGAAGAUCUACAUGGUGCUUGAGUUUGUCAAUGGAGGUGAACUGUUUGACAAGAUUGCUAUAAAGGGAAAACUCUCUGAACAAGAAGGAAGGAGGCUUUUUCAGCAGCUGAUUGAUGGUGUGAGCUAUUGCCAUGAAAAGGGAGUAUACCAUAGAGACCUCAAGCCUGAGAACAUUCUUGUCAACCGCAAAGGCAACAUCAAGAUAUCUGAUUUUGGUCUCAGUGCUUUACCGCAACAUCUUGGGAAUGAUGGAUUGCUGCAUACAACAUGUGGUAGCCCCAAUUAUAUUGCUCCUGAGGUUCUGCAGAAUAGAGGUUACGAUGGAUCCUUGUCGGAUAUCUGGUCUUGUGGAGUGAUUCUUUAUAUAAUGCUCGUAGGGUACCUUCCAUUCGAUGACCGAAAUAUUGUUGUUCUUUAUCAGAAGAUUUUCAGGGGUGACACUCAGAUCCCAAAGUGGCUUUCACCCGGUGCACAAAAUCUUCUUCAGAGGAUUCUUGAGCCCAAUCCGAUGAAGAGGAUUGACAUGGCAGGAAUCAAAGCACAUGAAUGGUUUCUACAGGACUAUAUUCCUGUUGUUCCAUAUGACAAUGACGAUGAAGAUUCACAGCUUGAUGCCAUUCUUCCGGUCAGAGAGCAAAUCAAUGAAGCACCUGAGGAUAAGACUACUCAUCAGAUCAACGCUUUUCAGUUGAUUGGAAUGGCAUCAUCCCUUGAUCUUUCGGGGUUUUUCGAGGAAGAGAAAGUUUCCCAAAGGAAGAUCAGGUUCACAUCAACACAUCCACCUAAGGAUUUGUUCGAAAAGAUCGAAUGCUCUGCUAGUCAGUUGGGUUUCCAAGUUCAUAGGGGUCAUAGCAAGCUCAAAGUGAUGCGGAGCUGCAAUGGAUCAAAGAAUCCCAAGAACCCCGUAUCAUUCCUGGUGUGCACCGAGGUGUUUGAGCUUGGCCCCUCUUUGUACGUUGUAGAGCUUAAGAAGUCCCAUGGUGACCCUGCAGUGUACAGACAGCUCUGCGAGAAGAUCUGCGGUGACCUGGGUGUGCUUGAGAUGGAGCAGAUCUUUGGGAAAUGGACGAUGGACGAUGAUCUUGCGAGCUUGGACAACCGAUGUGCAACACCUCUGGUUGCGUUGUGACGAACGCUGCCCCUUGACGUGAUGUAGGGUGCAAGCUUAGGGAAGCUGUCCAGUUGCAAUGCAGUUAGGGACGAUUGUAGGAUCAUAAUUCGUCAGGAAUGGGUGGAGAAGAUAAAAGAGUGUAGGAUCAUAAGAGUGUAAAUUAAUUAUUAGUCACCGAUGUAAAACAAAAUGUGAAAUCUAAGAAAUGGGUUGUUUCCCUGUCGCAUU